AGAAAAUACUUUUCCAACUGUAUAAUCCAAAAACAAAGAAAUGGCCAAGAACUCCGACGUAGGAAAAGAAUUUUUCCACAUUCUACCUGGCAUGUUUUUCAUGCAUGAACCAUUAAGUGGUGUCCACUUUCUCCAAGAAUGUGCUUAUACAUUAGUUUUCUAACACGCAAUUCCUAGACAAAUUCAUCGAAAGAAACAAUACGCUGAGAUUCCACAGUAAUGUGUUGUAAACCUUGGAAACCAAAAUCCCACAAAGAAAUGGCCUCCAUUCCACUACCAACGGUGGAUAUGUUGUCUACUUGGGACCUAAUGUCUGAUGCAUGCACGCCACCUGUUCGAGCAUUUGCUAACAAAGAAUUAAAUUAUGAACAGUUGUGGUAUUCUGGUGCCCACUUUCAGUACGAUGGUGGUUUUAAUUUCCCAAGGUUCAAGCAGCCAUCCACUCAACCGAACAGGAAAUGCGCUUUCAGCCCACAAUUGAUUAGGGGGUUGCAAGAAAAUGGGUAGAAAUAAGAGGAAUGCUUGUGCAAGGAUGAAGAAAAUCAAGGAAUGUGAUGAGCAUGAUCAGAAUCAGGAUCACUCAGCUCAACGGUCUGAUGAUAAAAAUGCUUGUGAGGAAGGGGUUUCGGAGAAGGCCAUCACUGAUCAGCAGAGUUUGGAAGAAAAAUCUGCUAUUGAUAAUUUCUAUGAAAAGCUUAUCAAGUUGAAUGAGUCCUCAGGGCUCAGUUUAGUCUUUAACUUCCGGGAAGCAAAAAUGGACUUGCAUCUUGUUUUCAAGGAAGUGACCGAGAGAGGGGGAUCUUAUCAGGUAUCAAAAGAUGGGAAAUGGAAUGAAGUUGCAUCCGCAUUGAGUGUCAAAAAUCAUGCCCCCAUCUUACCAAGUCAAAUUCAAAAGGUUUAUGAAAAUCUCCUUUGCCAAUAUGAGCAAAUACACUACUACAGGACUCCUGCAAAAGUGUCCAAACUGACAGGUGGUGAUAGUUAUGAUUCCUUGCUGGGGAAGCGAAAAUCCUGUGAAUGCUGCUCUCAAGAUUAUGAAGCAGGAAAAAGGAAAUGCAUUCUUGAUAUUUAUCAAGGAUCAUCAGUUCGAGCAGGGCCUGGAACACCAGAGCAGAAAACCACCUUCCAGACAUCUUUGGAUGAGGAAACAGUGAUGAGAGAUCUUUGUGCUCCACAAAAAGCAAGAAAUUCAUAUCAGCUGUUUCUUAAGAUGGAAUGUCAGAGAUUAAGGAAGAUACACGGGGAUGCCUCUGGUAGCCGUAGCAUAAGAGAUAUGGCAAUUGACGCAUGGAGGCACCUUUCUGAAGAUGAUCGGCUGCCAUAUAUUGAAGCAAGUAGGAAGGACAGAGAAAGAUUUUACAGGGAGAUGGCAGUUUACAUGCAAUAUAUUGACAAAAAGGUUCUGAAAUCUGAGAAUACGCUCAAGGAUUCAGCUUCAUCCCUAAUCAACUUUGGCCAGUCUUCACUAAUAACUGAUGAUUAUUAUGUGACUUUGGAGGCUGAUGCUGAAAACUUUUAUCUUCCUGACGAGUCAUUGGUUGAAUCAACCAUUCAAAUGUUGAAGACUCGACGACCCAGUGACCCCGUGUUUCAGAUGACUUGGGACGGGUUCCGUAGCCCUCCAGAUACACCCAGUUGAAAGGCUCACAGGAACCCAUAAAGGGCAGUUGCUUGGUAAUUUUGGCACGGAAGGUGCUUGGGUUAGGUUUUGUUAUAGGUGUCUUCAACUCUCAUUGUGGAUAUAAGAGAGUGGUCUAUGCGCUUGGGUCCGUGUUCUUAAUAUGACAUAUCAGUGGUUUAUGUUAUCCUCAACUUGUUUGUAACCUAGUAUUGGUGCCUUGACUCCCCAUUUUUGUCUGCAAAGUAUGGUGUCUGUCUAUAUGCAUAGACUGUACAGCACCGUACAUGUAUAACUGGGGAGUGACUGAGUGCCAUUUCGGUGCUGUAGUGUUCUGUAGUUUGUACAUAUACUGCUAGCUGUGGCCUUCCACUUGAUGUAUAGUAAGCACAAUCUUUUCUAA
Molecule: messenger RNA, 2021 nt
Organism: Coffea arabica (coffee)
Lineage: Eukaryota; Viridiplantae; Streptophyta; Magnoliopsida; Gentianales; Rubiaceae
Source: RefSeq, a predicted model, not a curated record